This is a messenger RNA of Lycium barbarum (goji berry), 2305 nucleotides long. RefSeq lists its product as uncharacterized. Lineage: Eukaryota; Viridiplantae; Streptophyta; Magnoliopsida; Solanales; Solanaceae. The transcript has 6 exons. The coding region runs from base 836 to 1906 and encodes 356 amino acids. The record is from RefSeq and is a predicted model, not a curated record. Gene Ontology annotation, cellular component: nucleus. Gene Ontology annotation, biological process: regulation of DNA-templated transcription. Gene Ontology annotation, molecular function: sequence-specific DNA binding; DNA-binding transcription factor activity.
UUCAAGGACAAGAAUGCAAGGUGUUCACUUUUAAUUGUUCUAAUACUCUUUUCUUUAGUGAAGUCUUGGUAAAAAGGUCUAUAUUAUCUAUGAUAGGAAAAAUACAGCAGAAUUUAGAUAACCAAAAAACACUAUCCUUGGGUUGGUUGGCUCUUGAACUUUACACAAUUGACAAGAAUGUCUUCUUGAGGCAUCCUAUCUGAAUUUACAGUUGUGAGUUAUUGAUCGCCCGUAGUGGAAGUUGGAACAACAUUUCUGUUGUUUAAUUGCUCAAAUCAACAGACGAAGUUGUAUCAUUAGCAUUGUUGUAGGAAUUGCCGGCAUUCUUUCUUAUGCAGAGGGCAUAGAUUAGAAUAGUUUUAGUGUAACGUGGGCUUAAAUCUGGCUGUUGACAGGAUUUUCCCGUCUCUAACAGCUUUAAUCUAAUAGAGUUUGUCGAUGAGCAUUUAACUCCCAUUUAGAGGAAAAAGGCAACUCUACAACAACAACAACAACAACAACAACAAGCUCAGUAUAAUUCCCCCAUGUGGGGUCUGGGGAGGGUAGAGUGUACGCAGACCUAACCCCCACCUUGAAAGGUAGGGCGGCUAUUUCCGAAAGACCCUCGGCUCAAGAGAGGAAAACAAGACAAAAGGUCAGAUAGGACCAAGCAUAUCGAAAAUAAUAUGAAAACAAGGAAUAACAAAAGCGAGAAAGUCAUGAUAGAACAGAUAAAUAAGAUAACCAAAGUAUAACGACCCAACAAAUAUAAGCAGCAAUCAAAUGCAGAAAUCAAAUGGCAAUAAACAAAUGAGCAAAACUACAACUACUAUGGUGAAAGGAGCAAGCAAUAGCUAUGCAUGCUGAGGAGGAAUCUAAACUCAAAGCAAGUCCUCAACACGCUCUAAACUAUCCACCAGUUGCCAGCAGAAGAUCAAGGCAGAAUUUGACUGAGGAGGAGAAAGAAGAACGAAGGCUGUGUCGCGUGUUAGCAAAUAGAGAGUCUGCCAGGCAGACAAUUCGCCGUAGACAGGCCAUGUAUGAAGAAUUGACAAGAAAAGCAGAUGAUCUUGCAUCAGAGAAUGAAUAUUUGAAGAAGCAAAAGGAGCUGGCAGCUAAGGAGUAUGAUUCUUUGAUGAACGUAAAUACUAGCUUAAGAAUACAGAUAGCCAAAAUAGAAAAGGCCAAAGUAGAGGAAACAGAUGGUGGUUCUAAGUCAAAACCUGUAGAAAUCUCCACUACAAAUACAGCUCCAACUCCAACUCCGACCCCCCUUUUUAACCAAUCUCCAAUUACACCUUUCUUUUGGCCGUCCAUUGUUCAACCUUUCAGCUGUUUCUUCUUACAGUGUGGUUCUCAAAAUAUCUCUGAUAUUACAUCUGUGCUGCCUUCACCAACAUCUGUAGACUUAAAUUCUAUCAACGGACAAGAGUCCACUGCUGGAAAUCCAUUAUAUGUACUUCCCUUCCCUUGCUUGAUCCCGUAUCAUCCUCAAAGUAAUCCGUUUCAUCCUUGCUCCUCUACCCUUACUGAAAACCAUCCUGAGGCUUCCUCCGUCCAUCAAUGUAGUACUCCAUAUCCAAACAUGGAGAACAAUCAAGCGGCAACACUAAGAGACUACGAAGCGGCGCUUGGUUUUCCACCGGAUGGAGGUGCAUCGAAGGGUAGCCGACAGCCUUCUGGGGUCCACUCCAGAGAAGUGGGCCCGAUGACUGGUACGUCUGGACAAACUGACACUCCUCAAGACAAUGCCCUCGAUAUCAACACUGUUUCAGAAAAGACAUCUCAAGAGUCACUCGCCUGCUCUAGUGAAAAGUUGGUAGAUGCCAUUGCAGCAACAGAGGCUCGGAAAAGAAGGAAAGAGCUACUGAAAUUGAAAGGCCAGCACUCCGAUCAUGGCUCGCACCACCGAGCUUCCGCGGAGUGAAUCUUGAUGUGAAUUCGGGAUUAGAUCAACUUCCUUGAGUUAAUGGCCGGGCGCUACAUUAGAGAUUUACUCAUUGGAACUGGUGGAGGGUUUGUAAUAUUACCAUCUCUUGAGUGAUGCAACUUUUUUUUUAAUUUCAGUAAGAGAUGGACUAUGAUGUUGACUACUACAGAAAAACAUUACAAGUUUUGUGAGGAUUUUGUUAUUUGCCAGAGAGUAAAUAUUGGAAGAGACUGUAGCAAUAUGUGGUUCCUUUACUUCAUAAUAGCCCUUUUGUAAUAGAGCUAACAUUGUCGUUUUGCAUUUUCUAUGCCUUGUAAUAGCCCUUUUGUAAUAGAGCUAACAUUGUCGUUUUGCAUUUUCUAUGCCUUGUAAUAGCCCUUUUGUAAUAGAGCUAAC